GGUUUUAAUAUAUGUGGAGUUUAAUUGCAAGGCGCUUACAAUCGAAUGAAACAAUGCGACAUGUGCGCCUUGAUUAUUUUCAAAUCACAGUGAAUGCUGAAGUUAAGAAAUUCCUGUGCGAUGUUGAGAAGAAAUUUUUUCCUGCAAACUCUGCUCCAGUGCCACAAAAUCAGUUUAAUUGAACCAGUGUGACUGUGUGUAAGUUUAAUAAGUGUGACACUAAGUGUAGAUCCUGCUGUGAUUCUACUUCUGGUAUAUACAACAGUAUAGUACAGUCAAUGCGGUCGCCAUAGAGACACCUGCAUAAACAAUAGAAGCCUGACAUUGAAGCAGUGAGACAGACUGUGUUCUCUGAUCAGCUCUACAAACUUUGAUCAAUGCGUGGGCAAUUGUUGCAAAAAUAUUCUUGCAAUAUUCUUUUUGUUUUCUCUAAUUAAUUGAAAAAAGUAUUCGACCUAUGUGGUAAUUAACAAAUCAUAUAUAAUUAUGCCUCUCGCCGAGCAACUAUAUUGCACUCAGCAAAUAAACGUUCCGCCAACGCUACCCACUAUCUUAAAGCAAUUUUGCAAAGCUGCGAUACGUACACAGCCUUACGAUUUACUAAAGUGGUCAAGUACAUAUUUUCGAGCCUUGGCAGAUGGCGAAGAGCCACCGAUCAAGCUGAGACUAGAAUACCCACCACCUUGUACUGAAUCUGGACUGACUCUAGGAUUUUUAAAAGUUUUGCUUCGCCAAUUCGGAGAUUACAAUAAAAGUUUAACCGUCGAGUCGAUUACUCGACGCUGGGAUGGACUUUGCUUGGAUCGUAAGGAUCUGGAAUUAAUUAUGUCUACCGGAGAAUUUCACAACAAGUGCCAGGUGAAAAAAUUUCUCAGUAUCGGCGUCGGGCUCUUGGCAAAUAGUUUACACGAAACUAUGAUAAUGAUUUGUGAACUCUUUACACAUGAGCCUGAAGGCGGCUCAGCAAUGAUACCGCUAAAAUUGUUUAUGGAAAUUUAUAGUUAUCUCGCUGCUCUACAGUGCGAUGGAGCAAAUGAAAUGUCUUUCAACGUACGUUCGUUGGAAAUAAUGAAACAGGACGACGAAAGCUCCUCAAUAGAAAUCCGUCAUAAGGAUAGCGAAGAUGAUUCCGGUAAGAGUGAUAUAGCUGCCCCGGUUGUUUUGGAGAAAUUAGAAACGAAAUCGGAUAUGAACCCAAGAAAAGGGAAACGUAAACCUUCAUUAUCACGGCGUCUGAGAGUACCAGGCCAGUAUACUUCUUGAUUAGAAUACAAUUCGGCCCAGAAAAACUGGAAUUAUUUUUUCGUAUCUUAGGGAAAUCAUUUAUUCUUUAUUUGCUCUAGGUAUCGGACCUCAUUUGACAUCAGAGCAUGUAGCAACUGUGGGUAUAUGGUUGAGCGAAUGUUCCAGACUCCAGGAAGGUAUGGUAGGUCCACGAAAUCUUCGCCACUUUCAAUGUCCGUCUCUCGAUUAUCCUGAACUUC
Molecule: messenger RNA, 1484 nt
Organism: Diprion similis
Lineage: Eukaryota; Metazoa; Arthropoda; Insecta; Hymenoptera; Diprionidae
Product: ropporin-1-like protein
Exons: 5
Coding region: 487-1263 (258 amino acids)
Source: RefSeq, a predicted model, not a curated record